AUGGGUCUGGAAAGAAUGGAAACUACGGCUAAAAAGCUUCAUUUUUGUGAUUGGAUAAUAAUCCCUUCAAUUGGAAAAUCCAGUGGUCAAAUAGUGGCUUGGAAUAGUAAUUGCAUAGCACAAUUGUUUGAAAUUAAGUUUAAUAUUAUUAUGAUGUCAGUUAAGAUUAAGGGGUUUUUAUGUUUUGUGUCAUGUAUGUAUGGAGCUUUAAAUACUGUUAAUAGGAAAGAUCAAUGGGAUUAUUUACAAUGUCUCAGUGAGAACAUUAAAAAUCCGUGGAUGUUGGUGGGGGAUCUUAAUUUCAUUUUAGAUAGUAGUGAAAAGGAGGGUGGAAAUGAGGCUUUAUCUAGCGACUCAGCUUUGAUCCAAAAUGUUAUUCAACAGAUUGGAUUCAUAGACCUUAAGUUUCAGGGUGAUCCCUUCACUUGCUAUAAUCCGAGAGAAGGGGAUGCUAAUAUAAGGGAAAGAAUUGAUAGGAGUUUGGUUAAUAUUAGCUGGUUUCAACAUUUUCCUGAUUCUGUGGUUCACCAUCUUACAAGAGUAGCGUCUGAUCACAGUCCUCUGUUCAUUGAAAUAGAUCCAAUUAUAAUGAGACUACAUAGACCGUAUAAACCUUUUAGGGGUUGGAAAGAACAUAAGGAGUAUGAUAUGUUUUUUGAAAAUGCUUGGAAGAAAAUAAAGAAAGUUGUGAAAAUGAUAUCAUUAUAA
Papaver somniferum (opium poppy) is the source of this 708-nucleotide messenger RNA. RefSeq lists its product as uncharacterized. The record is from RefSeq and is a predicted model, not a curated record. Lineage: Eukaryota; Viridiplantae; Streptophyta; Magnoliopsida; Ranunculales; Papaveraceae. The transcript has a single exon. Gene Ontology annotation, molecular function: catalytic activity. The coding region runs from base 1 to 708 and encodes 235 amino acids.